Messenger RNA from Rhagoletis pomonella (apple maggot), 516 nucleotides. RefSeq names its product putative nuclease HARBI1. NCBI's taxonomy places the organism in Eukaryota, Metazoa, Arthropoda, Insecta, Diptera, Tephritidae. The transcript has 4 exons. The record is from RefSeq and is a predicted model, not a curated record. Bases 1 to 516 code for a protein of 171 amino acids.
AUGACGAAAGUGCGUAAGCAACUUCGGGGCAGAAGCAAUCCAUUGGCAUUAUCCGACAUUGCAUUCAUAAAAAGAUUUCGGUUAAGCAAGGAGGCAUUCCAGUAUGUUUUAUCGAAAACAAAAAUAAACCGCGAUGACACAAAAGCCGUUCCUGGUGCUUUGCAAUUGGCUGCAAGCCUCUCACUCCUUGCAAGUGGUAACUAUCAGCACACAGUUGGUAGCGAUUACCUGAUAGGUAUGUGCCAGAGCACGGUAUCAAAAUUGACGUCCAACGUCUUAAAAGAAAUGGAAACAAAAUUGUGUCCGGAAUUUAUAAAGUUCCAGCCCAACGAAUCUUCAAGAUUGGUUGGAUGCGUAGACGGAACACACAUUGGAUUACAAAAGCCAAUUAGAGAGGAGCACAUGUACUUCAACAGGAGAGGUUACCAUAGCCUUAACGUUAUGCUAAUUUGUGACCACACUUGCGAGAUUCUUGCCAUAAAUUGUCAAUAUGGAGGUUCAGCCCAUGACUCCUGA